GUUAUAUCAACAACGCGGUGACAAAAAAUCAUGGCGAAAAGUCCAUAAACUCUAUCCUGGAUUACACGUCCACAUCCAAAGACAUGGAGAUGCUGCAAAACUUUUACGAAACUACCUUGGCUGCACUGAAGAAUGCAAAGAAUGACAGGUUGUGGUUCAAGACGAACACCAAAUUGGGAAAGGUUUAUUUGGAGAGAGAAGAAUUCAACAAAGUGGCCAACGUUAUCAGACAACUGAAACAAACGUGUAACACCUGCAGUCAUGAAACUGAUCCGCACAAAGGUACGCAAUUGUUGGAGGUGUACGCCUUGGAGAUCCAGUUACACACAGAGCAGAAGAACCACAAGCUGCUGAAGGAGCUGUACGAAAGAAGCCUCAAAGUACGCUCAGCGAUCCCUCACCCGUUGAUAAUGAGCGUUAUAAGGGAGUGUGGAGGGAAGAUGCACCUCAGAUCGGGCGAUUAUGAAAAGGUACAGUAG
Messenger RNA from Acanthoscelides obtectus, 479 nucleotides. The record is from the annotation of a GenBank genome assembly. NCBI's taxonomy places the organism in Eukaryota, Metazoa, Arthropoda, Insecta, Coleoptera, Chrysomelidae.